CUCAAGCAGCGGUCUAAACAAACCAAGACUAGCUCACCAAAGUAGCUGACAAAAUCGAACAUGGCGCCUGCUUGCACCGACAGCUAUCAAUAAAAGAGUGUCGCGAACAAGUGGGAAACAAAGUUUUCAGAUAUUAUCGAAGUGCACCCACUUUGUGCCUUCAGUGGUGGAUUUGGUCAUGUAAAACACGAACGGAAUAGCUCAAGCGGGUGAAAGCUGCAAGUUGCCUACAUGAUAACAUUGUCUCUUAUAGUGUUGUAAAGAGCUGGCACGACCAGCCAUGAUUGAGGACAAGGGCCACCGUGUGACCGACUACUUUGUGGUGGCCGGGCUGACGGACAAGUCCACGCCCCUGGAGCAGGACCUGUCGGAGACCAAGUCCAGCGGGCCCAAGGCGCCCAUUACUGACCUGGCCGUCAUCAACAAGUCGGCGGGAGAGACUGUUCCCGAGGGCUUCACCUGCAUGGAGAGCACCUACAGCGGGCAGCAGGCCAACCUCAACCACGGCAGCCUUAAGAGCCACGAACUGUUCCUCUGCUACAAGAGGGACCGCGACAAGCCCCCGCUCAUCGACAUCGGGGUGUUAUACGAAGGGAAGGAGCGUCUCAUCCAGGGCUGUGAGGUCAUUCAGGUCACGCCGUACGGCCGUUGUGCCAACGUCAACAACAGCUCUGCCACCUCGCAGCGCAUCUUCAUCACCUUCCGCCGCGCGCCGCCCGUCCAGCCCCAGAACUCCCUGUCCGUCACCGACAUCUGCGUCAUCGUCACUAGCAAGGGCGAGACGCCGCCGCACACCUUCUGCAAGGUGGACAAGAACCUCAAUUGUGGCAUGUGGGGCUCCAGUGUUUUCCUGUGCUACAAGAAAUCAGUGUCCGCGUCCAACUCCAUCAAUUACAAAGCCGGCCUCAUCUUCCGCUACCCAGAGGAUGACUAUGAGUCAUUCCCCCUGUCUGAGUCUGUGCCCCUGUUCUGCCUCCCCAUGGGGGCUAAGAUCGAGUGCUGGGCCCCCAACACACGCUACCCUCUGCCCGUCUUCUCCACCUUUGUGUUAACCAACUCCUCUGGGGAAAAGAUGUACGGCGCAGCCAUCCAGUUCUACGAGGCCUACCCCAUAGAUCUCCUCAGUGAGAAGCAGAAGGUGCAGCUGGGCCUGCUCACCACCGUGGAGAAGAAGAUGAUCCCCAACCGGACGGUCAACACCAACAAGUGCAUCUGCCUGCUCUCUCGCUGGCCCUUCUUCGAGUCUUUCCGCAAGUUCCUCAUGUUCCUCUACAAGCUGUCCGUCUCGGGUCCCCACCCGCUGCCCAUCGAAAAGCACAUCUCGCACUUCAUGCACAACGUGUCCUUCCCUUCACCUCAGAGGCCCAGAAUCUUGGUCCAACUCUCUGCACACGACACCUUGAUGCUCGCACAACCUGUGUGUACUCCUCUCCCUCUCAGUGGGGCAGACUACAGUACGUUGCUGAUGAACCUGGGCCCGGAGAACUGUGCCACGCUGCUGCACUUUGUCCUGCUGGAGAGUAAGAUCCUGCUUCACUCCCUGAGACCCGCUGUACUCACCGGGGUAGCAGAGGCCGUAGUGGCGAUGAUCUUCCCGUUCCAGUGGCAGUGCCCGUACAUCCCCCUCUGCCCGCUCUCCCUGGCGGGGGUCCUCAAUGCCCCCUUUCCCUUCAUCGUGGGCGUGGACUCCCGCUACUUUGACCUUUAUGACCCCCCGCCGGACGUGGUCUGUGUGGACCUGGACACCAACACUAUUUACCUGUCUGAUGAGAAGAGACACAGUAACUGGAAAAACCUCCCAAAGAAACCCUGCAAGAGCCUGUUUAACUCACUGGCCAACCUGCACCACCAGCUGGGCAUUGUGCGUCGGACAGCCCAGGAGGGCUUGGCGGUGGAGAUGACCCCCAUUGAGGCGGACUUCACCUGGCACAAGAAGAUGACCUCCCUGGAGAUGGAGAUCCAAGAGGCCUUGCUGCGCUUCAUGGCCAACAUCCUGAAGGGCUACCGCUCUUACCUCAAACCCAUCACCCAGGCCCCCUCCGAGAAGGCCACCUCCGCAGACUCACUAUACGACCUACAGGGGUUUCUGAGGAGCAGGGAGCGCACCCACCAGAAGUUCUACUCCCAGCUGACCAAGACUCAGAUCUUCAUCCGCUUCAUCGAGGAGUGCACGUUCGUCAGCGACAAGGACACGGGCCUGGCCUUCUUCGACGACUGCAUUGAGAAGCUAUUUCCCUCCGAUAAAGGCAACGACAAAGGCACUAAGGUGGAGGGUGAGUCCUCAGAGGACACCAAGCUUAUGGAACUAGACGAAUCACAGAAGAGCGAGCACACUGUCUUCGUCAUGCCCCCAGAACCCCCCGCCACCGAGGAAGGGUCCGACCCCCCUUCCCACUACAGUUAUAAGAGUUUUCCUCGGCUGUGUAUGGACCUGUUUGACCGCCCCAGGGAGGUGACACCAGCGCUGAGGAGUAGUACACCUGGGGCCAGCCUGUCCAGCAGCCCUGCACUACUGGCCAAGAGGACCAAGCAGGAGAUCAAGCUGGCCUACAAGAUGGCCAAGCGCUUCUACUCCAACCCUCCGCUGUGGGCCAAGUGUCUGUUCAGCCACUGCUACAGCCUGUGGUUCAUCUGUCUGCCCGUGGGGGUGAGGCUGGCUCAGUCCAAGAGCUGGGCCAUGCAACAGGCCUACAACGUCCUGCUCAAGAUGAGGACCUCUGAGGUGGAGGUGCUGGAUGAGGUGUGUUACCGUGUAGUGAUGCAGCUGUGUGGUGUGUACGGUCAGCCUGUCAUGGCCGUCCGUGUCCUGGUGGAGAUGAAGAAGGCAGGGGUGCACCCUAACGCUAUCACCUACGGAUACUACAACAAGGCUGUUCUGGAAGGCCCCUGGCCCAGUCGGAACCGCAGUGGGCUCUUCAUGUGGGCCAAGGUGCGCAUCGUGGCGCGCGCUCUCUCUCAAUUCAAACAGGCAGUCCAGCGGACGCCCGCCAUGGAAGGACCCACCGUCAUCACGACAGGAAGUGAUUUAGGCCCGUCAGUGUGCGGCUCGGCGAGCAGCGACGGCGACCGGCUGAGCCACGGGAGUGCAGACAGCUCCAGCGAGGCGAACGGAGAGGAUCAUACCCUGUUCGCACGCAGCCUCAUCAUAGGAGACGCCGCAGACAACCACUGCAGCGGAGGAGUUCAGUCUGAUCAAGGCUACGGCUCUAAAGAUGAGUUGCACCAGGACCUAGUGGAUUUGGCUCAAUCAGCAGCCCUUGUAAUCGCUGUGGAUCAGUGCAGCAAGUCCACAGCACAGCACAACGGUGGGGACAUAGCUGGCUCGGUGGACAGUGCAGUGGCUGUAGCGGAGCCCCCCAGCCCUGUGAAAGCACUCCCACAUGUCCCUAGCAUCGUCAAACUGUCCACAGGAACGAGUUUUGAUACCGCCAUGAAGAGAGGAGACACUGCCCCUGGGAAGCUGUUCUCUCUGCGUAGCCAGAGCGAGGACAUCUCCCUGCCGGUUGAGGGUAAGUCUGCAGCUCCAGGUGGCUCCGGGGUGGCGGGACCUGCGGUCCAGGUCCAGCGCCAGAAGGCCUUCUCGGAGCGCAGCUGCAGCUUCAGCGCCGAGAGCCGUGCCGGCAUGCUGAUGGAGAAACAUGGUGUGGACCACAUCGUCAGCCGCAUGGGCGCCGAUGCACGGAUCUUGGCGGCGGCUCUCUCUGGGGGCGGCACCACCCCCCCGCCUACAAAGCCGCUUCCCAGUGCGGCCAAAGCCCUCUUUAAGGACCUGGAGUUGGAGUCUGAGGAGGGGCGGGGUCCGAUGCUGGGGAAACUGUCAGAGGAGGGGCCAGUAACGGACCCAACCCCACUGGAGGAGGGGCUAGGGAAAGAGGAGAAGCGGAUGAAAGGUGACAGGAAGGAGGCAGGAGGGGAGGAUGAGAUGGGUCUAAAGUUGGAGGAGGAAGAUGAGGAAAGAGAUUCAGUGGGGAGGGGCUCUAUUUCUCUGCCAACCUUGGAGAUUAAGGAGGUGCAGGUAGGGGCAGACCCCCUCUCCCUCCUUGUCUCGGAGCACGAGGAGUUAGCCUCCGUAACCAGUCAGGAGCUGCCGCAAUCCUUGCCUGCCGUGGUGUCCCGAAACCUGGCAGACGAGAUUGAGAUGUACAUGAGCCUACGGAGCCCGCUUGGCCCCAAAUCCUGUAGCAUGGAGCUCCACCAGGAGGGCCAGGGAGGGGACCCUUCCCCGGAUGCUGCCCCAGUGAAGCAACCUCUAGAACGGAGGUCCAGCCUCCCCGUGCCCCCUGUCCAACACCCAGGGGGGUCAAGCGGGGACACGAUGCCUAAACGCAGCCCCGCAGCAGUCACACGCUCCAAGACCUUCGCCGUGAAGGCCUCCAGGAGCCCUGCCUCUUCCAGGGGUGUUGUGGCCAGCCCAAGGUCGCUGGUGAGGUCGUCGCAGAGCGGUUCGCUGGGGUCGGUCAUCAACUCUAUCUCGGGCAUGAAGAUGGACACCCUGCUCUCGGGUCCCAAGAUGGACGUGUUGAAGUCAGGCAUGAAGCAGGCAGGGAACCUGGCCAGCAAGGUGUGGGGGGCUGUGGCCUCAGCCUACUCUUACUCCGACGACGAGGAUGAACUGGGCCCUGGCUAUAGGGAAAGGGACAGUUUCCCUGCCGGGCUGGAUGAGUCCAUGCUGUUGGGGGGUGGAGGAAGUGACAGUCCCACCCACAGAGGGCCCACCCAAGGCCUGGUGUCCAACGGCCUGACCCAGAGCAGCACCAGCCUGGGCAGCAGCAGUGGGAGCAGCGACACAGGGAGAGGACCCCACUCCACACACGUGACUCCAGGAAGGCCAGGCAGAGGUCCAGACUCUGAGAGGUCAGACCAAGGCUCCCACCACACCAGCUCCUCUAGUAUCUACCAGAACUGUGCCCUUGAGGUGCUGAUGUCCAGCUGCUCCCAGUGUCGAUCCUGUGAGUGUCUGGUAUACGAUGAGGAGAUCAUGGCGGGCUGGACGGCAGACGAUUCCAACCUCAACACCACCUGUCCCUUCUGCCGCACCGCCUUCCUGCCCCUGCUCCACGUCGAGUUCCACGACCUGCGCACCACCACAUCGUUCUACCUGAACCCCAGCGCAUCAGGAGACAGUAUCCACAGCACCAGCCACCAGGCCACAGCUACAGGCUCCACCGAGAACAAGGUAGGGGCUGCAGUGGAUACCCCGACCCCUGGCCUCAUCAGCUUCCCAGAAUCUGAGGACCCAGGAGAGGCCCCGGCCAGCCAGACUGCCACGCACAAGAGAUCCUCUGUCUUUGCCCUCUCCUGUCUGUAUGUCUGGCCGUCCGUCAGUUUGAUACCGGAGCCGGCUCAAUCGGAUCCCCUGGGCCUGCUGGAGCACCAGGCAGGGAAGAGGGGGACGUCUCUGACACGCAGCAACAGUGUGGGCGGGCCUCUACAGAGCCUGGUUGCCCAGAGAGAACCAGGACACAGCGUGUCCACCACCAGCCUGCCCUGCAGCCUGACAGAGAUGGAUGGCCUGGGACAGAAGCGGCCCAACCCAAUGCCGGUGUCUGUGCCCUACCUCAGCCCCCUGGUCCUCCGCAAAGAACUAGAGACCCUACUGGAGAAUGAGGGAGACCAAGUCAUCUACACCCACAAGUUCCUGAGCCAGCACCCCAUCAUAUUCUGGAACCUGGUGUUUUAUUUCCAACGCCUGGACCUGCCCAGCUACCUGCCUGGUCUCAUCCUCACCUCGGAACACUGUAACAAUGGAGUACAGCUCCACCAGACAUCCCUGUCUCAAGACAGUAAACAGGUGUAUGUUCAGCUGCUGUGGGACAACAUCAAUCUGCACCAGGAACCUGGGGAUCCCCUCUACCAGAGCUGGAGGACCCUGAUGGAGAAGAAGGGCACCCUGGCCCCCACGGACUACCAGGAGACACGGACCCUCCUCAACAGCAUCGUCCGCAGCAUCCAGACCAAUGACGUCUACGGCCCCAUCAACCUGCUUCUCCGGGAGGUCAAGAGGAACCCAGAGGUCAAACGCCAAAGGGGUAUCUACAGGGAGAUCCUCUUCCUGGCGCUGGUGGCAUUGGGACGGGAGAACAUUGACGUCGAGGCUUUUGACCGUGAAUACCGCCGGGCCUUUGAUGAGUUGAGCCCAGAGCAGCUCAAGGCCCUGCACAAGAUCGACCGGCCACCCAACACCAACGUCCAGUGGUGCCUCAAGUGCUUCGGUGCUCCAGUCAUCUGAUUUGGCCACUGCUACCAUCUGCUGGACGGUCUGAGGACCUCACUCACACUGGAGAGAAGCAGACAAGAGAAAGGGGGAAAGGAACUUGAUGGGUGAGGGUGUAAGGGAGAAUUUUGUACAGAGAAUUUUUGCACCUUCAUAUCCCGAAAGUCCCUUUUGUUGUUCUUUCUGCUUCUUGCAGCUUUUCCCGCGGGCCACUUGUAUCUCAUUGUUAUUUAUGUAAAUACUCUGGAAGGUCAGGAAAAGAGAGCCUUGUUUAUAAGAUGGUGUGGUGAGAAUGAAUGUCGCUUGUACAGUGUUAGUUAGUCCCUUCUAUGAUCGAGUAUGCGUGUCUCUCACUGCCCAGUCCUAAGUGGCCUUGCUCCAUCUCUGUCCUAUAGCCCCAGGAUCUGACCCCAACACCCCUGGCCCUAGAACCACUUUGUAGUCUUCUACUGAUCAUCACUGUCAUUGAUGUGCACUUUUAGAAACGGUAGCUUUACCAGUCCGUUGGUUGUCUUUUUUGUACAUAUUUUUCUACAUGGGGGAUGCCUUGAUGCUGAUAAUGAUUUCUACAGAUUCAGUCUUCACUAUUGUCAUUGUGGGUGUUUGUCUUGGAAUGCAAUUCAUUUUUGAGAAGUAGAUUUCUCUCGUUUUGUGUGUAAAAAAGUGUUGGCGAUCAGUUCGAGAACAUUCCAGAACCCUGCAAACGUGUCUUAAAAGAAAAGCCUGAACUAAAUGUUUUAUUCUUACAACAUAGACAUCCCAAUGGGAGAGAAAAGGAAUCCGUCGCAGCAUACUCAACCUAGAAUGUUUCAGGUUUAGCCACCAGCCAUUUUGGGGCUAAAAAUCAAACGUAACCAUGAAUAGGAAGGGAACUGAGAUGCCAAACUACUGAAGUGCAGCUCUUUCCUUCUCUCUCCAUCGCUCAAUGCCUUGAGCAAAAGACGAGAGCCGUCCUGUCACAGGGAAAGAAACCAUGGUAAGUUACUGCGGUGCCUCAGUAGUAGUGACAAGACAGUCAGUCCAACGUGUAAUGUUUUUAACUGCAACAUACAGUUCAACUAUUAUGGUAAUAUAUGCUUUCAUGUGAUUAAAAAUCUGCUUGUGUACAUG
Molecule: messenger RNA, 7324 nt
Organism: Salvelinus namaycush (lake trout)
Lineage: Eukaryota; Metazoa; Chordata; Actinopteri; Salmoniformes; Salmonidae
Product: DENN domain-containing protein 4C-like
Exons: 34
Coding region: 281-6229 (1982 amino acids)
Biological process (GO): regulation of Rab protein signal transduction
Cellular component (GO): cytoplasmic vesicle
Molecular function (GO): protein binding
Source: RefSeq, a predicted model, not a curated record